AUGAAAGUUGCUCGUGAUCGCGGAGACUGCUCAGCGAAAAGUCCGUGGGCAGGCGGUGUGGCCUGUGCCUCUCGCGGUGGUUCUCGCAAGUCUGACCUGGCACAAGUGAACGUGCCAUUUCCAGGGUCGAAGGCUGCAGCCCCCUUCCGGAAAAGCCAGGAACGACAGUAUUUUCUCAAGUAUCACAUUGCAAGGAAGCUGGCGAAUGAAGUGAACGUCUCUAGGCAUGAAGACAAACAUAUUCGUCUUGGGCAUUAUACAGACCUAGUGGAUGUGCCCGAAGUUUUGCACGAUAAAUACAAGAAAAUGGAAUUUUUGACAGAAAUCUCUGACAUAUUAUACGAAUGGGUGAAGCAAGAAAACCAGCUGAACACGGAUGAAAUGGCUCAAAUCGCAGUGCAUGGCAUGGUGUGCCGACCGCCGCCUGGCAACUGCGCCUCGCUUAAUAAUCCAGGCACAAAUUGCUGCAUGUAGAACUGCGACAUUUCAUGAAGGUUUUGCCCACU
Messenger RNA from Gryllus bimaculatus (two-spotted cricket), 506 nucleotides. Lineage: Eukaryota; Metazoa; Arthropoda; Insecta; Orthoptera; Gryllidae. The record is from the annotation of a GenBank genome assembly.